Larimichthys crocea (large yellow croaker) is the source of this 2461-nucleotide messenger RNA. It is a transcript of the gene cth, whose product is annotated as cystathionase (cystathionine gamma-lyase). Gene Ontology annotation, biological process: transsulfuration. The record is from RefSeq and is a predicted model, not a curated record. Bases 100 to 1329 code for a protein of 409 amino acids. Gene Ontology annotation, molecular function: cystathionine gamma-lyase activity; pyridoxal phosphate binding. NCBI's taxonomy places the organism in Eukaryota, Metazoa, Chordata, Actinopteri, Sciaenidae. The transcript has 12 exons. Gene Ontology annotation, cellular component: cytoplasm.
CGCGCAGCUACGUUAAAUGGCUUCUCCCCUUACUGCACAGCGGUAAUGCAUACUCAUCCUCAGCUCAGUUUAGUUCACGGCUGAGUAAGCAGCACUGUCAUGGAGCAAAAUCACAACCAAGAGGAGCGCAGCGAGCUGUACGCCGGCUUCAGCACGGCUUUUAAAUCGUUCGCCACAGAGGCGAUCCACGUCGGACAGGAGCCGGAGCAGUGGAAGUCGAUGGCUGUGGUGCCGCCGAUCUCUCUUUCUACCACGUUCAAGCAGAGCGCACCAGGAAACCAUGCCGGAUUUGAAUACAGCCGGAGUGGAAACCCUACAAGAAACUGUCUUGAGAAGGCCGUAGCUGCUUUGGAUGGAGCAAAGUAUUGUCUUGCUCUCGCCUCUGGGUUGGCAGCCACGGUGACCAUCACUCACAUGCUGAAGGCUGGCGAUGGAAUCGUCUGCAUGGAUGACGUGUACGGAGGCACGAACCGCUACUUUCAAAAAGUUGCCAGCACAGUUGGUCUGGAUGUGUCUUUUGCUGACUGUACAAAACCAGAGGAGCUGAAGGCUGCUCUGAAAGCCAACACCAAACUGGUAUGGAUCGAGACGCCCACCAACCCAAUGAUGAAGGUGGUUGACAUCAAGGCCUGUUCUGACUUGGUCCACGAACACGACAAAAACAUAGUGGUGGUUGUGGACAACACCUUCAUGUCUGCUUAUUUCCAGCGCCCCUUGGCUUUGGGAGCAGAUAUCUGCAUGUACUCGGCCACCAAAUACAUGAACGGUCACAGUGAUGUGGUAAUGGGUCUGGUCUCACUGAACCGGGAUGAUCUGUACGAACGACUGAAGUUUCUCCAAAAUGCACUGGGUGGUGUACCGUCUCCAUUUGACUGCUUCCUGUGCAACCGAGGACUGAAAACGCUACACCUGAGGAUGGAGCGACACUUCAAGAAUGCCAUGGCUGCUGCCAAGUUUCUGGAGGCUGACCCCAGGGUUGAGCGUGUCAUCUUCCCAGGCCUGCCCUCUCACCCGCAGCACGAUGUGAUGAAGAGACAGUGCACCGGGUGUCCGGGGAUGAUCACCUUCCUCAUUAAGGGGAAACUUGAGCAUGCUACCACCUUCCUCAGUAACCUCAAAAUGUUUGCGGUAGCUGAGAGUCUUGGUGGUUAUGAAAGUUUAGCAGAACAUCCGGCGAUUAUGACUCAUGCAUCAGUGCCAGAAAAAGAGAGGACUGCCCUGGGCAUCAGUGACACACUGGUCCGACUCUCUGUGGGACUGGAGGAUGAGGCAGAUAUCAUUGAAGACCUGGAGCAAGCACUGGCUGCUGCUCAUCCAAAGAAGAAAUGAAAUGUCUUCAGGGCGUCCUCGCGGCCGAGGUUGAAUCAGUCGGGGUUGCGAUGAAGACCAGAGAUACCCGAAGUCUUAAUUCACCGCAGAUCAACGUGUGGUACCUCAGUCCAGCGCACAAACAGCAGAGAUUCACCUAUCAGGGAACAACUUUGAGAUAAUACAAAUCAUACUAUCUGUGAAUAAUUAACCAAUUGUUGCCAUGAGAAUCUUUUUGAUGCCUACGUUACUAGAACAUCAGUUCUAAUCUUAUUUAUCUCAUGCAGGCUUUGUUUUUAUGUUUGUAUGUGUUUUUGUUUUGGAAGCUUUAAAGGGGUGGAGUCUUAUCCAGUCUAUUCAGACGGAUAUGAACAGUUUCUGCUGGAAAAACACCAACACAAACUUUUCUGUAUAAUCUUUCUAUAAAACCUGCAAACAUUUCAGGUUGCAUCCCUGUACUGAUGCACAGAAGUCUCCAAAUGGAUAGUUUUAUGUCACUGCCCCACAGUACAUCUGCAACUGUAAUCUAUAUUAAUAAUUCCCUAUUUCUAUCUGGCACAGUUUGCUCUGUAAGACGUAGAUGUGUAUUAAUGAAUUCCAAUUAGUCAGAUUAAUCAGUCUCUUACAGAGAAAAAUAAUGCCGCCACCUGCUGUCCAAAACUCAGAAAUUUUCUUUUCACUGAUCAAAGAUUUUAGAGCCUCUUGAGAACUAUUAAAAAGAAAAGAAGUAUGUGGAUGCAGAAGUCCAUAAAAAAACAGCAUUUUUAGUUUUGCAAAAAUCUGAUAUUAUCAAGUGUUCUUCAAGACAAAUGAGGCAGUGUUUGGUACACUGUCUUAUUAUGAGAGCAGUUUCCCUGCAAUGACAAUGUUGAAGGUUUUUCAUGAAAACAACUGAAGGCUCUCAUAGGAAUAUUUCUCAGAAUGAUAUCUGAUGUGUGUUCUUGAACCUUAAGUCAACGCAUUUGGGUCAGGACUCAUGUUUUUUUUUUUGUCUGUUCAGACAAUGGUUUCACUUGGGCACUCCCUCCUUCAGCUUUCCCCUCUUUAAACGCACAUCACAUCAGUGCUCAAACACACUCUUCAUUUGGGACUGACUACUCAAGAUCGAUGAGCUUUAUGUAACUGACAAAUCCAUUAAAAUCACUUUGCAGUA